This is a messenger RNA of Leptopilina boulardi, 3557 nucleotides long. RefSeq names its product DNA-directed RNA polymerase III subunit RPC2 (gene RpIII128). The coding region runs from base 96 to 3527 and encodes 1143 amino acids. The record is from RefSeq and is a predicted model, not a curated record. Gene Ontology annotation, biological process: DNA-templated transcription. Lineage: Eukaryota; Metazoa; Arthropoda; Insecta; Hymenoptera; Figitidae. Gene Ontology annotation, cellular component: RNA polymerase III complex. Gene Ontology annotation, molecular function: DNA-directed RNA polymerase activity; ribonucleoside binding; DNA binding. The transcript has 13 exons.
CGCAACUAUUAUUUAUAUAUAUAUAUGGCAUUUAAUUCCAAAUGAUAUAGAAAAGAAAUUAGUGAUAUUUAUUUAAAAAAAAAAAAGAACAAAUAAUGGGUGAUAUGAAGAAAAAAUUUUCCGACGCCGAUAAAGCAAAGGAAAAAUAUUAUAAAGUUAUACAAAUUCCACCAAUUCCGGAUAAAUGGAAAUUGGUUCCUGCUUUUUUAAAAGGCAAAGGAUUAGUUCGUCAGCAUAUUGAUUCAUUUAAUUAUUUCAUUAAUGUUGAGGUGAAAAAAAUCAUUCAAACAAAUGAAAUGGUUUUCAGUGAUGCUGAUCCUGAUUUUUAUCUCAAAUAUUUAAACGUUUAUGUGGGAACACCUGAUAUUGAAGAGGGAAUAAAUGGCUCAUGUCCAUCAACACCAAUGGAUUGUCGUUUACGUGAUUUAAAUUAUUCAGCGCCAAUUACUGUUGAUAUACAAUAUACACGCGGUCAUGAAACAAUAAUAAGAAAUAAUUUACUUCUCGGUCGUAUGCCAAUAAUGUUACGUAGUUCAAAUUGUGUAUUAACAAAUAAAUCACAUUAUGAAUUGGCACAAUUAAAAGAAUGUCCACACGAUCCUGGUGGUUAUUUUAUUAUUAAUGGACAGGAAAAAGUAAUAUUAAUACAAGAACAAUUAUUAAGAAAUCGUAUAUUACUUGAGGAGGAUAGUAAAAAUUGUAUUGUCGCAAUUUGUAAUAGUGUUACACAUGAGAGAAAAACACGUACAAAUGUUAUUGGCAAAGGUGGCAAAUAUUAUGUGAGACUCAACAUUUUUUCAGAUGAUGUGCCGAUUGUCGCAGUUUUUAAUGCCCUGGGUUUUCAAUGCGAUCAAGAAAUUGUACAAAUGAUUGGCACUGAGGACAAUAUAAGUGAGAAAUUGUCAGCAAGUUUAGACGAAUGUCAGGACAUUAAAUCGCAAAAUGAAGCUUUAUAUUAUUUAAGUAGCAAACGAAAACAAAAAAGAUUUAAUGUUGUAAAAUCGAAUCUCUACGAUGAAAUGAAAGAUAUUUUGGCGACAAAUUUAUUGUCUCACGUUCCGGUCGUGGACUUUAGUUUUAAAUUGAAAGCCGUUCAUUUGGCUUUAAUGGUACGUAAAGUGAUAAUGGCACAAAAUGAUCGUAGUUUAUUGGACGAUCGCGAUUAUUAUGGAAAUAAACGUUUAGAAUUGGCUGGCUCUUUGCUUGCUCUCAUGUUCGAAGAUCUUCUCAAAAGAUUCAAUUGGGAGUUGAAAACAGUGGCUGACAAAAAUAUACCAAAAAUAAAAGCCGCACAAUUUGAUAUUGUGAAAUACUUUCGACAGGACAAAAUAACGAGUGGUUUGGCUUUUGCAAUUUCAACUGGAAAUUGGACAAUAAAACGUUUUAAAAUGGAACGUCACGGUGUUACACAAGUUUUAUCGAGACUCUCCUAUAUAUCCGCAUUGGGAAUGAUGACAAGAGUGAAUUCACAAUUUGAAAAAAGCAGAAAAGUCUCAGGUCCACGUUCAUUACAGGCGUCACAAUGGGGAAUGCUUUGUCCAAGUGAUACACCUGAGGGAGAGGGUUGCGGUUUAGUAAAAAAUUUGGCAUUAAUGACGCACAUUACAACUGAAGUUGAAGAGGAACCUUUAGCGAGAAUUGCAUUUCAUCUUGGCGUACAAGAUCCGGGAAUGCUUGGUGGUGAAGAAAUACAUCAAGAUGGUGUUUACAUGGUUUCAUUAAAUGGAACAUUACUCGGUGUUGUUAGAAAUCAUGAGAGAUUGAUAAGAAUAUUUCGUAAAUUAAGAAGAAAAUGUUGGAUAAGCAGUUUUGUUUCAAUUUAUUCACAACCAAAAUUUAGAUGCAUUCACAUAAGUUCGGACGGUGGAAGAUUAUGUCGUCCUUAUUUAAUUGUCAAUAAUGGUCAACCAUUAUUGCGUAAUGAACAUAUGAAACUAUUGGAACAGGGUUUGAGAACAUUUGAAGAUUUUUUACACGAAGGUAUAAUUGAAUAUUUAGAUGUUAAUGAAGAGAACGAUAGUUAUAUUGCAUUUGACGAGAGUCAAGUUAAUAUAAAAACAACACACAUGGAAAUUGAACCAUUUACAAUACUUGGUGUUUGCGCUGGUCUUGUACCAUUUCCCCAUCAUAAUCAAAGUCCACGUAAUACAUAUCAAUGUGCAAUGGGUAAACAAGCAAUGGGUACAAUUGGUUAUAAUCAACGUAAUCGAAUUGAUACAUUAAUGUAUAAUCUUGUUUAUCCACAAGCGCCAAUGGUAAAAUCACGUACAAUUGAAUUAAUAAAUUUUGAUAAAUUACCAGCUGGACAAAAUUCAAUUGUUGCUGUAAUGUCAUAUAGUGGUUAUGAUAUUGAGGAUGCACUUGUUAUUAAUAAAGAUUCAAUUGAUCGUGGUUUUGGACGUUGUUUAGUUUAUCGUAAUACAAAAUGUUUAUUAAAACGUUAUCCAAAUAUGACAUAUGACAUUAUACUUGGACCAAUGUUAGAUGGAAAUACAAAAAAACCAAUAUGGAAACAUGAUGUAUUAGAUAUGGAUGGUAUUGUUGCACCAGGUGAAAUGCUUGAAAAUCGUAAAGUAAUGAUUAAUAAAUCAGUGCCAAAAGAAACAAAUAAUCAACAUGUUAGCGGUGGUGGUCAACAAAAUCCAAUUGAACAUCGUGAACAAUCGGUACUUUAUAAAGGUGCAAUACCAUCGUAUGUUGAAAAAGUAAUGAUAUCAAGCUUUCAGGAUAAUUCAUUUUUAUUAAAAGUUUUAUUAAGACAAACAAGAAGACCGGAAAUUGGUGAUAAAUUUAGUAGUCGACAUGGACAAAAAGGUGUGACGGGUUUAAUUGUUGAACAACAGGAUUUACCAUUUAAUGAUCAGGGUAUUUGUCCGGAUAUUAUUAUGAAUCCACAUGGUUUUCCAUCGCGGAUGACUGUUGGUAAAUUAAUUGAAAUUAUCGCUGGUAAAGCGGGAGUAUUAAAGGGAGAAUUUCAUUAUGGAACUGCAUUUGGAGGCUCAAAAGUAAAGGAUGUUUGCGAUGAAUUGGAAAAACAAGGAUACAAUUAUCUCGGAAAAGAUUUCUUUUAUUCCGGAACAACUGGUGAACCAUUGCAGGCUUAUGUUUAUUCGGGACCUGUGUACUAUCAAAAAUUGAAACACAUGGUACAGGAUAAAAUGCACGCGAGAGCAAGAGGACCGCGUGCAGUUUUAACACGUCAACCAACUGAGGGUCGUUCUAAAGAAGGUGGUUUACGUUUAGGUGAAAUGGAACGCGAUUGUUUAAUUGCAUAUGGUGCAAGUAAUCUUCUUGUUGAAAGAUUAAUGUUAUCGAGUGAUGCAUUUGAAGUUGAUGUUUGUAAAGGUUGUGGCCUAAUGGUUUACAGUGGACAUUGUCGUAGUUGUGAAUCAAAACAAGAUAAAGAUAAAAGAAAUGCCGGCGUUUCGACAAUUACAAUACCGUAUGCAUGUAAACUUUUAUUUCAAGAAUUACAAUCAAUGAAUAUUGUUCCACGAUUAUCGACAAAACCAAUGAGUGAGAAAUAAAAAAAAAAUUCUCAUUUUUUUUUAAAAGAA